This is a messenger RNA of Phytomonas sp. Hart1, 1185 nucleotides long. The record is from the annotation of a GenBank genome assembly. Lineage: Eukaryota; Euglenozoa; Kinetoplastea; Trypanosomatida; Trypanosomatidae.
AUGUUUUCCAAUGGCGGCUCCAGCCCCCUCGAGACCGGCGGCGAUGCGCACACGUCGCCCAACACGACGGGGGCCGACAAAUCCCUCACCCCGCUCCAACUCGACGCGCUCAACUGGGAGGUCUUCGAGACCGGCAUCAAUGACACCUACACCUCCACCUUGAACUUUGUGCGAAACACAAAAACCACGGGUUAUGGCAAUCCGCUGCGGAAAAUCCUCAUUGAGGAGAAACUCGACUUACCCAUCAACGAUAACGAAUGCCAAACGGUUUCCGCCACUAGCAAUAAAUCGGACACCACCCGAGCCGGUCUCUCGAUCUCCGGAUUCGAAAACAAGUCCUCGAAGAACCCACUCCCCUCGGCGCAUCGACAGAGCAAUCGAUUAAUGCAAUCCUUUGUAUUACAAACCGAUAGGUCGGAUGCGGCUCCGAUCUCCUCGGGAUAUUUUCAGAUCCCCAACGAAAGCGAGGCAGUUCUUGGCUACGAUGUGGUGCAUGACUCAUCCCUUUACGCGCUCGGUGAUAUCUUGGGACUCGACUCGACGCGUUUGUUGUCGAUGUUCCCAAAUGUUACCAGCAUCUCCAUCCUCAAGCCCAAAACCAAAAAAUCAAGCAAAACCAAGAGCGAUGCCGCUUCUAGUUUGCUGGGUGUUCUCGGCAAGCUCUUUCAAGAAAACUUUAUUAACCUGCAGAACCUUCAAGAAGUGCGUUUACGUCGUCUUGCAGCUUCAUGCAAGAUCUCACCGGCGAACGGGAUUCAAUUAUCCUCCAUCUCCAGCGAUAAAUUUAGAGAAGCCGCAGCAGAAGGAGCCGAUGGAAAUCGGCGUCAGUCUAACCGCUCUAAAUCGCUCUUUCGUGUGAACAGCACUAAUAGGCGGAAAAGCAGCAACCAAAGUGCCUCAGUUCAGUCGAAAUGGAAGUCCACCUCGAAGGAUAUGAACAUCAAUUGCCACGACUUUGGCUGCCCUCCCACGAUGGAGCUGUUGUUCAAUGAAGAAUCCCUUAAUUUAACCUUAAAUGAGAUCUUGCAUACGGAGCAGACGGCGAUCAGCGCGCGAAAGACGGUCACGAAAUCCUCACAGACGGAACUGGUAGAAUCGAAAGCCGUGGAGGUGGCGGAGGAAAAAAUACCUCUGCUGUCUAUACCGCCUUUCCGAUGUCUUUGCGCCGCAUUGAGUUUGACCUGA